Molecule: messenger RNA, 908 nt
Organism: Aspergillus alliaceus
Lineage: Eukaryota; Fungi; Ascomycota; Eurotiomycetes; Eurotiales; Aspergillaceae
Exons: 3
Coding region: 172-702 (176 amino acids)
Biological process (GO): endoplasmic reticulum to Golgi vesicle-mediated transport
Cellular component (GO): nucleus; TRAPP complex; cytoplasm
Source: RefSeq, a predicted model, not a curated record
CUCUAACCUAUUACCUAGGUCUAGUAACUCUUCAUUCGGCCUAUCAUUACAUACUUCGCAACCUCAUAUUGUAAGGAAUUGACAAUGUACUGGGACUGAAGCAUCCUCCGCCCAGAAAGCUUCAAGACAAUCGACAGGCGAAAUACUCACGAUAUAGAUUCAUCGUCCAGAAUGUCCGGGCCUAAAAUUGCCUGCAUCGGCAUAAUUGGAAAAGCUGACAACCCUUUGCACAUCUCGCUUUUCCCUCCUUACUUGAACUCUAAAAUUGAAUUCUCAUUCUUGUUAAAUUCAUGUCUUGAUAUAUUUGAGAUACGGCAGAAGCAAACUUCAGUCGACCAAGACCUAGGCCUCUUGCAUGCCGUCGAUGAAAGACUAGCAGCGUAUGGCUGGCUAACAACUACUGGGGUGAAGCUGCUAGUCAUUCUUGAUUUAAUCGGACACCCGGCACCAAAUGGUAUCGAAAAGCAAAGAGGGUCUGUCCGGAGUGGUUCAAAAGACCCGGAUCUGAAACCGGUAUUCCGGGCCCUACAGGCGGCCUAUAUUCGACUCUUACAGAAUCCGUUCUAUUCUCCAGAUGAUCAUGUCCCUACAGUCAAAGCUUGCGCCACUGUCUCGAAUUCUCUGCACAUUAUAGACCAUAAAUUCAUUGCAGAUGUCAAGCAUAUUGGUGAAGCCUGGGCUCCAGAUGUGUCUGUACCCUGAUACGGUCCGGUAACUCAAGCCUGGUGGAAACUGAUUCUGUAGGUGUGUGUCAAAGUUACUGUGACUUUUCCUUGACUGCAGGUAUCAAAUAUCCUAUAAGUCCGAAUCUACCUAUGGCGGGGUUUGUAGGGUACAGUUAUAGACAUUAUAUACCGUGAAAUAGCUUAUGUCUUGAUUUUCCGAUUUUAUUUGACUGGACGAUAGCC